Molecule: messenger RNA, 2489 nt
Organism: Pyricularia oryzae 70-15
Lineage: Eukaryota; Fungi; Ascomycota; Sordariomycetes; Magnaporthales; Pyriculariaceae
Exons: 2
Coding region: 526-1989 (487 amino acids)
Source: RefSeq, a predicted model, not a curated record
UCAAGCCACACAAUGCCAAGCCCCGCCAAAGCUCUGUUCCAUCAGGUGUCAAUUCAAUUGCGAGGGUAAAAGCAAGACAAACAAACAAACAGACAAUACUAAUCGUCUAACUACUUGCCUCGAGUUGAUUUCGUCCCUUUUUUCUUGUGUGUGUGUUUCUGUCUGUCUGUCUGUAUGUCUGUGUGUGUGUGGUUCAUUUCUCCCUCUUUGCGCAACACCAUGACGCGAUUCUUACGAUAGUACCUGACUGCAAAAGACCUCGUACCUCGGCGGUGGUCGAAUACAGCUGGCGGCAAAACGCAACAAAGUAGCAAUUUGUAUUGCGUCACUGACAAUUGACUCGCAGCUAACAAGGUGCAUACAUUGUAUCUGUCACUUGAAAAUCACAAAGUGACUGCUUGCGUGCUGCGAAGCGGAUUUUCUGACAAGGCUCGAACAGUCCGUUCAUCCCCUUGCCAAGUACAGUACAUAUAGUUCAGACACAGGCACAAGCAAAGCAGCAGCAUAAGCACGCCUGGUCCGAAGAUGCCGACCAUCGCAUCCACUUCUACAGCUCCGCCGCCGCCACUGCUUUCCGCCGCCCCUCCCGGCCCCGGCCUUAGGCGGUCCGCGAAUGGAAACGGAAACGGAAACGGAAACGGCCAUGGCACAAAUGGCGGUCCCCAUCGACGGCGAUCGAAUAUUGGCACCACCGGAGAGCCGUCGGCUGGGAAUGGCAACGGUUUCGACCACCACAGGCGCCGCUACUCCAAUGUUUCAUCGGAUCCCGAUACUUUUGACAUCAGGAGCUUAGGGCCCGACUUUCCUCCCGAUACUUUCGACAAGCCUAUGCGACAACAACUCCUCAACUGGCAGUCGGUACCCCUGGUACUUGCACUCCUUCCGGCCAUCGCUGGUCUAUUAUUCAAGAACGGAAGUGAUUUUGUCACGGAUGCUCUGCUUCUUGCUCUGGCUGCGGUGAUCCUCCACGCUGCCAUCACCAAACCUUGGACAUGGUAUCAACUAGCGCAGGAGAUUAGACUGGUCGACCAGGUCCCAGACGUCGUACAUGAAUCUUCCGAUCAAGACGAUGAAUUAUCUUGUGAAGAUGGCGAAUCCAUGGAUGACGAGUAUUCAUUCAAACCUCGCACUCGCGCCCGUCUAGGGAAGAAGAGAAAGACGUCUCCAGGCGAAACCAAGCUCACUGAACGGCAAAAGCAGGCCAUGGCCGAACUUCGCCUUCAUGAGACUUUUGCGCUAGUCUCUUGCUUCGCAUUUCCUGUCCUUGGAGCAAUCUUAUUGCAUGUGAUCAGGAGCCAGCUCAGUAGGCCGUCUGAAGGGCUAGUCUCGGACUACAACCUGGCCAUCUUCAUACUGGCUGCAGAAAUCCGUCCAGUACGGCAUUUGCUCCAUCUGUUCGAAUCGCGUACCUGGCGUAUGCAGCGCAUCGUGGCGUCAAACCCUUUUCUCAAAUCGGAGCCCCAGUCCAUCGCCCUGCAGCUUGAUCACCUUUCGGAGCGUAUUGAUCAGCUCGAGACACGCGCCGCGGCAGACGAUACAGAUGCUAUUUCCGAAGCUACCUCCCAACGCAGGGAGGCGAUCCUGCGUGACGCCAAGACUCAAAUACAGCCCGAAGUCAAGGCUCUGUACCGCACUGUCAGGCAGUUUGAGAAGAAAUACAUUGUACUCGCUGUGCAGGUAGACAAUCGACUUCACUUGCUGGAUAGGCGCAUUGAGGAUGCCAUUACGGUUGCAGCACACGCAGCCAAAUCGUGUCGCCCACGCCCGAGCCUCCUGCGCACUACUAGCGAGCAGACUCUUGGGCUAUUAUUCUUACCGGUUCAAAUAACCAAAUCUCUCUUGUCCCUCCCGUUCCGACUCCUCGGCACCGCGGUUGGCUUGUUCUUCAGAGCGCCGCGCAAAACUAACCGGGGCUACCGCAGCGGUCGAUCUUCACGGUCUUCCAGCGCAUGUGGCGACAGGUCAUCAAGAGCUUCGUCUCGCCGCUGAGAAUUACGGGAUUUUGAUGGCAUGUGUGUCAAAAAAAAAGUUACGAGGAUGAAGGGUACGAGCAUACAGCUGGGCUUUUGCACACGCACAUUGGAGACACAAUUGUCACCUCACGGGACGAUUUACGAAAAUCUCGAUUGCAUGCUGGUGAACGGUACAGCAUUGCGCUUCCAAUCGCGGGAAUCGCUCAGAGCUGCACCCCCCUCAUGUCGAUUGGUGCAUUACUUUGGAUUUUCAGGUUUUUAAUAUUCAAUCAUGUCAGCAUCACGAAUGUGGGAUUAUGGGUUCAUGGUAGCGUUUUCAGUAUAUUUUCUACUUGCUUUUGGGCAAUAAAACGAGGCAGAGGGAAAAAUGACACCUUAGUUUAGAGUGUCGGGUUUGGUUGGAGGACUGAUGGACGAUUGGCUCUACCUAUGUUCGAACUAAGUUCUAGACUAGAACUAAGUCUGGACCCUUCUUUAAGACGACAGAUUAGCCUGCUUCAACGGGCGAAGGCAGAA